AUGCAAACAAUUAAAUGUGUUGUUGUAGGCGACAGUGCUGCUGGGAAGACAUACCUUCUUAUCACUUACACUACCAAUGAGUUUCCAACAAAUUACACACCAACAGUUUUUGACAAUUAUUGUAAUACAAUUAUGGUGGAUUCAAAACCAGUUAAUAUACAACUCUGGGACACCAAAGCGGGAAUGGAAUACGACCAAUUACGCGCAUUGUCAUAUCCACAAACAGACAUCUUUUUGAUUUGUUUCAGUGUAGUCUCGCCACCUUCAUUUGACAACGUUUCAACAAAAUGGCAACCAGAAGUAGCUCAUAAUUGCCCAAAUACACCAUAUAUUCUCGUUGGAACAAAGGUGGACAUGAGAGAAGACAACGAUCAAUUAAAACGACUCAAAGAAAAGAAUACAACUCCAAUCACUACCAAACAAGGUGCAGCAAAAGCAAAAGAAAUCAGUGCAGUAAAAUAUAUCGAAUGUUCCGCUCUCACACAAAAGAAUUUAAGACUUGUCUUUGAUGAGGCGUUCAAAGUGGCAAUUUCCUUUAAAACCAAUAACCAAUCAAACACACAACAAAAAGCAACAUGCUCUCUUCUUUAA
Entamoeba invadens IP1 is the source of this 591-nucleotide messenger RNA. RefSeq names its product Rho GTPase, putative. Gene Ontology annotation, biological process: actin filament organization; regulation of cell shape; regulation of actin cytoskeleton organization. Gene Ontology annotation, cellular component: cytoskeleton; plasma membrane; cell cortex. NCBI's taxonomy places the organism in Eukaryota, Evosea, Mastigamoebida, Endamoebidae. Gene Ontology annotation, molecular function: protein kinase binding; GTPase activity; GTP binding. The transcript has a single exon. The record is from RefSeq and is a predicted model, not a curated record. The coding region runs from base 1 to 591 and encodes 196 amino acids.